Molecule: messenger RNA, 2799 nt
Organism: Penicillium taxi
Lineage: Eukaryota; Fungi; Ascomycota; Eurotiomycetes; Eurotiales; Aspergillaceae
Product: ubiquitin carboxyl-terminal hydrolase
Exons: 2
Coding region: 1-2799 (932 amino acids)
Biological process (GO): protein deubiquitination
Molecular function (GO): cysteine-type deubiquitinase activity
Source: RefSeq, a predicted model, not a curated record
AUGACAGUCAAUAUAUGCAAGUGCCAUGGUGCCGGUGCUUGUACCCAGAUGAUCCAUACAGACUCUCAAGAAUCAUUAUUUUCAAUCCAAUGUGAUCCGGAAAAUGCUGACAAGCCUUUGAAUAUCACGGAGGCCAUGGGCCAGUACUUCAAUACUUCACUUAUAGGGGGCUCUAAAUGUGGUACUUGUGGUAAUCCACAGUUGACAGCAACACGACUCAGCCAUCCGCCUGAGAUUCUUUUCGUAAAGCUCAAUCGUAUUCACUGGUCAACAACAAAAAGGGCUAUCCAAAUCAGUCAAAGGAUUAUGUUCUCAAAGUCUUUAAUACUUCCAGCUCACGGCUUUGACCCGCGUUUAAAAGAAUUGAGGGAGCCUGUUGAAUACCAACUGUCUUCAUUGCAGCUACACCGGGGUGAAACAACAAAUAAAGGCCACUACCUUGCUGUGGUCAGAGGUCCUCGCGGCUCGUGGACGCUGUGUGACGACAAAAAAGUGACGCCGUACGAUAAUUUUGAAGCAAUGGCCAAAUCGAAAGAUGUCCAGCAGUCUUCCUACAUUUUUGCCUAUCGCCGAUGUCCUCUCAGGCUAGACAAGGAAGAUCCAUUUGCUCAGGCUAAAGCAAUCACUGAAAAAAUAUCACAUCUAGAUGAGCAAAUCAUGAAAUUGCAAUAUGAUGCCAAUUCUUUCUUGGAUCAAGCAGUGCAUAAAAGCCCCAUUGUAGUUCUCGCUGAAUUCCCUAUUGGGACUGCCCCUGAAUUCAUCAAAAGUUUCAAAUCUAAAGAUUUGGCUGGUCCUUUGUUAAGCGGCAACAUCAUAUCGGAAACCUCAACUGCCGUCUUGGUGGAGUUUUAUUACACAGACGAAUUUGGUGCCAAGAAAGCAGUCAAGAAUUCCAAUAAUAUGGAGGUGGAGGGCAAGGAACUGACCUUCAAGCUUGAGGAUCCCGAGGAAAGGGCUUCUCGGUCUAUGGCGGAUAUUGCUCGGCGAUAUGCUGCUCGACUGAAGGGCGAGAUAUUAAUAAACGUACACCAACGCCCUACUAUAAACUCUAAAAGCCCUUCAAGCAGUCACAGUUCGCCUUAUUUUGCUCAAGAAUUGGCGUCGAAUCCAGAGAAGACAGAGAAACCUAGGAAGCAACCUGCAUUAUCUUCCUCUAUCGAAGUGGACUCAGUCACCAAGCUUGACAGAAAACAAUUUGGCAGUCAACAAUGGGCCCGAUUCGCUAGAAUCUUGAAAGGAGUACACGAAGAUUUUGAGAUAAUGCUUAAUGAAGAUAUCGCAGAUCUUGCACAGGCAAUGGCCAUUCUGAGCAUGUUUGAAGAAGUAGCACAAUCAAAACGACUGGAGACAGGGUCGAGUCUAUACAAAGCAACGGAACUGUUGGAAGCAGGAGCCACCAAGACAAUAAGCCUUCUCUACCAAGCAUCACGGGCAAUCCAAUAUUCAUACCUCGCGAUGAUGAAAAGGGUACACAAGUUGCAUGAACCAGAUGAUUUCAUGGAAGUGAAAGUACCACCAGGAGAGUUGGAUUUACAAAAUAUCCGAUACAGAGCAAGUAAGCUCGCGUACUUGGCUCUACGAAGCAUGGGUUUAUUGCCUCCUACGAGCUUAAAAUCCCCAUUAACAGAAACGGAUAUGAGUGUUAAUGAGAUAUUGGCUGAUAUUAAAGGAGAAUGCCACCUUCCAAGCCUGGAGUCUGAGGAGUUCGACAGGGUUACAGAUGACAUCAUGGCUAAGCUCAAACAGGAAGCAAGAGAUUCCUUGACUGCCGAAGAAGUUAUAAACGUCACAAGAGCGAUCAUGUCGUUAUCGACAGAUCUGGUAGUGGGAGUGGGAGAAGAUCAAUUGAACGACACAGAGUUGAACUUUGCAGAGAGAACCGCCCUUCAACUUGUUAAGAUGGAUAGUCCGCCGAUCCCCCCAGGAUCAGAAAUAGAAGUACCAGCCGAGGUUGUCAGUGCAGGAAGACUUCUCGUGGUGCUGUCAAAGGCAGCACAGAGGAUCAUAGAUAGAGAAAGGAACAGAAGACUGUAUGGGGCACCAGAAGGGAAAGAGGGUCGACUGGCGGUCAAAUACACUACCAAGGAUGGAGUAGCGGUACUUGAUGCUGCAGUUAUCGGAAUAACCUCGAUCCAAGACACAGAAAAGACUGGAAUAGUUGACCAGAUAAAGUUACCAGCGAUAAUCGACAGAGGUCGCUUGGAGCUUCGUUACGAAUGGGAUGGAGAUCUCACCCUGGAUGCCUCUAUGCAAGGUCAACUUAGGAACUUCAUAGCACAUAAGACAGCCACUGCUGAAAAAAUAACGAAGAAAGUCGCUCUGAAGAAUGCAGCGAAACACCAGAAGGGGACGAAAGCACUGGUAAAGCCAGCUGUGACCAAAUUCAAGGCCGUAGGAGACGCCCAAGAACAUGCCCAGGGCACUACUUCUCAGGAGGUAGUGACUAAAAAGAACUCGAAAAAGGCAGGUUAUAAAAAAAAAGAUGCGGCGGAUGAUUUUGAUGUGCUCCAUGGGACAGUGAAGCUAGCCGGCGUCAAGAAGAUGAAAGCAGUAGCCAAACCAAACGUGGCCAAGGUAAAAGCCAAGGUCAAAGCAGACGCUCAAGUCGCUGCGGUUGAGGAGGCCACGAAAGAGGUCGAGCCUAAGAAAAAGGCUGCGAAAAAGGCAGCUCCUAAGAAGGCAGCCAUGAAAAAGAUAGCUCUUAAGGAUGCAGCGAAGCCAGCCGGCGUCAAUAAAACGAAAGCAGUUGCCAAACCAAACGCGGCCAAAACCAAAACCAACGCCAAAGCCAGGACGUGA